GAGAGAGCAACCCCUGCGGUGGUGCCAGCGGAGCGGAGAGGCCGCCGCCCUCUCGCCCGCAUAAGUUUGACUCGGGAGCAGUACGGCAGCCCGGAGGGAACUGCGCAGAGAGCCGCCGAGCCCGGGACAGCCGCGGGACUGGAGUCGCUUCCAGCGAGCUGUUGAAGAGGGAACGCCGGAGGCGGGAGCCGCCCCGCCCACGCCAUGGCAGCGCGGUACCGGAGACCCUGGCUGAACGUGGUGGUGGGGCUGAUACUGGGAUUCACCGCUGCCUCCUGGCUCAUGGCCCCCAAAGUGACUGAGCUGAGCGAACAGAAGACGCGCGGCGCUCGCCUCUGUUCCUACCACGGCCGCUCGGUAGGACCGAAGGCGGCCAGCGGCGCGGCGGUACCGGGCGGGCAGCAGGCGCCUCCGCAGGCAGCAGCGGUGCUUGGAGGCACGAGUUUCAGGAGCAGUCCUUGGGAGCUGACGGCGGCGGAGGGCACAGUCUCCAGCCCUGCAGGCGGCCGGGAAGGGGAGCCAGAAGAAGAGGAUAGUGGCGAGAAGCGGAGCAGCCGACCCAGGGGCAGCUACAACGGGAGCGGGGACUGGGAAGACGCCCCGGGCUGCGUCAAGCUCCGCAACUUCCUCUAUGUGGGCGUGAUGACCGCCCAGAAGUACCUGGCCAGCCGAGCGGUAGCUGCACAGCGGACGUGGGUACAGUCGGUACCGGGCCGCGUUGAGUUCUUCUCCAGCCAGGGAUCCGCCGCGCCCCCCGGGUUUCCUCCGCUGCCCGUCGUUGCCCUGCCCGGCGUGGACGACUCUUACCCACCACAGAAGAAGUCCUUCAUGAUGAUCAAGUACAUGCAUGACCACUACCUCGACAAAUACGAGUGGUUCAUGCGAGCGGACGACGACGUCUACAUUAAAGGUGAAAAAUUGGAGGAGUUCCUUCGCUCACUGAACAGCAGUAAACCUCUGUAUUUGGGACAGACUGGUCUGGGUAAUGUUGAGGAACUUGGAAAACUCGGACUGGAGCCUGGAGAAAAUUUCUGCAUGGGAGGGCCAGGAAUGAUCUUCAGUCGGGAGGUUCUCAGGAGGAUGGUGCCUCAUAUAAGUGAAUGUCUUCAAGAAAUGUACACCACUCAUGAGGAUGUGGAGGUGGGCAGGUGUGUCAGAAGGUUUGGAGGAACUCAGUGUGUUUGGUCCUAUGAGAUGCAGCAGUUGUUUCACGAAAACUAUGAACACAGCCGCAAGGGCUACAUUCAAGAUCUUCACAACAGCAAGAUUCACACAGCCAUAACACUUCAUCCUAACAAAAGUCCAGCCUACCAAUACAGGCUGCACAAUUACAUACUGAGUCACAAAAUUUCUGAACUGCGGUAUCGGACCAUCCAGCUCCAUAGAGAAAGUGCCCUAAUGAGCAAGCUUAGUAACAGUGAAGUAAAUAAAGAAGAUCAGCAACUGGGGAUGAUGCCUUCUUUUAAUAAUUUUCAGCCACAUGAAAGGAAUGAAGUCCUUGAGUGGGAGUUCCUGACAGGAAAAUUUCUCUACUCAAUGGUGGAGAACCAGCCACCCCAGCAGAGCCUGAGUAGCAUCCUUCAGACUGCACUGGAUGACACCGUGAUGCAAAUCAUGGAAAUGAUAAAUGAGAACUCUAGAUCUAGAGGUAGGCUCAUUGAUUUCAAGGAAAUACAGUAUGGCUAUCGCAGGGUGGACCCUUUGCAUGGAGUGGAAUACAUCCUGGAUUUACUGCUUUUAUACAAAAGACACAGAGGAAGGAAAGUUACAGUUCCAGUCAGACGCCACACUUACCUUCAGCAAUUAUUUAGCAAACCUUUCUUCAAAGAAGGAGAGGAGCUGAAUGUAAGAAGCAUGCUGGAGGAGACCAAUACUGACACUCAGUCUUUUCUUUCAAAUUCCUUGAAGAUUUUUUCCUCAUCAUUUCAGGGCACCAAAGAUAUUGGGGAACACAGUGACAAGAAAAUACAUAUUCUUGUCCCCCUUGCAGGAAGAUUUGACGUUUUCUCAAGAUUUAUGGAUAACUUUGAGAAGACUUGUCUGAUACCUAGGCAGAAUGUAAAGUUGGCAAUAAUUCUGUUCAGUUCUGAGCUGGAUCAAGACUCCAGCAAACACAUAGACCUAAUAAAAGAAUACAAGGUUAGAUAUCCUAAGGCAGAUAUGACCCUAAUUCCAAUGGCAGGAAAGUUUUCUAGAGCUUUAGGUCUUGAAAUGGCCUCAUCUCACUUUGACAAUGGCACUUUGCUGCUGUUCUGUGAUGUUGAUAUGAUAUUCACACCAGGCUUCCUGCAGAGAUGCAGAGAUAACACUAUUCAGGGAGAACAGGUUUACUACCCUAUCAUCUUUAGUCAAUAUGAUCCAAAAGUAAUAUAUGGAGGCAACCCUCCAGCUGACAGUACUUUUGUCUUCACAAAGAGAACUGGAUUUUGGAGGGAGUAUGGAUUCGGAAUUACCUGUAUUUACAAAAGUGAUCUAUUUACUGCUGGUGGAUUUGAUACUUCAAUUCAAGGCUGGGGACUUGAGGAUGUAGACCUCUUCACCAAAGUGGUGAGAUCUGGCUUGAGAGCUUUCAGAAGUCAAGAAGUAGGAGUUGUCCAUAUUUUUCACCCAGUUCAGUGUGACCCUAGUUUACAUCCAAAACAAUAUAAAAUGUGCAUAGGGUCCAAAGCAAGUAUGUUUGCCUCUACUGUGCAGCUUGCUGAACUCUGGCUACAGAAACAUCUGGGUGUCAUGUACAAUAGAACUCUCUCUUGACACCUCAGCCUAUUUAGGCCUUUUUAGGGAAGUUUACCUCAUUAAUGUCAUUAUUGUUAUUAUUUGAUUUUGUUGUUGCAGUUUUAAUGUCCUUCCUUAUUGUCUUCCAAAGACUGUUGACCUCAAACAGGAUGUCUGCUGUUCACUGAUGUUUCUUAUACCUACUGAACUGGAGAGAUGGAUUCCUUCAUAUUUCCUUUAUUUGAAAUUCAGUCAAGUUGCAGUAUUCAUGUGAUCCCAUGGAGCACAUCCAUCAAAAGAGACUUCAUCAGAAUAUUUUCGUAUGGUUUUGGGAUGCAGUAUCAUCUUGUUGCAUUUCUCAGAUUUGAUGUGAUACAAAUACAAAUAUGUGCUGGUGAAGGUACCACAAAAGUGCUUUAUGCUUCUUCUGGGGAUGAAACUCUAUAAGAUAAACUUGAGUUU
Molecule: messenger RNA, 3177 nt
Organism: Calypte anna (Anna's hummingbird)
Lineage: Eukaryota; Metazoa; Chordata; Aves; Apodiformes; Trochilidae
Gene: CHSY3
Product: chondroitin sulfate synthase 3
Exons: 3
Coding region: 205-2754 (849 amino acids)
Cellular component (GO): Golgi cisterna membrane
Molecular function (GO): glucuronosyl-N-acetylgalactosaminyl-proteoglycan 4-beta-N-acetylgalactosaminyltransferase activity
Source: RefSeq, a predicted model, not a curated record